UCCCUUUGAGAAGUCUGCAGGUUUGGAAAAGCACUACCUGCUCCUAGAAUCUUGGAUUUGAACCUCAUUCUGGACAGCGAAUGACAAGGAAGGAGUAGCUCUAUUCUACCCAGUUAAACACUAGAUAGAAUUUUUUAUAGCAGUGGAGUCAGUUCCUUGGAUUGGAUUCAAGGUUUUCGCUUUGGGGAGGAAUUGAGUCUGCUGCAGUAGGAAGGCAGAGACUUUCAAGUGAAGCCUGGUCUGUGUGUGCCCCAGGAACUAAGAUGAAGAUUGACUGACUCGUUCGCAAGUUCUCAGUCUCUGAGUGGGUGGAAUGUCCCCUCACCCCCACUCCCAGACUGCCUGGCUACACCCUUUACAGCCUGAAGUUUUGUCCCAGUCAUUCUACAACCAAGUAAACAGCCACCUGCUCACCACCCGGGAAGCUCACCAGUGAUCGGGCCUGUUUCUUGGCAUCCAGAAAAAGGAGAAGUUUCCUCACUGAAAGAAUCAAGGGUACAGACCCCACAUCUGCUUCAGCCAGCCAUCUUCCGUGAGGAGCCGACUGCCUGUGUCCUGGGACCCACCAGCAGUCCUUGGCCCCAGCAGAAUGUCCACAAAGGAUUUGAGUAGUUCUGUGUCUCCCUCCUCCUCACGGCCUAGUGUCACAGCAAAACUCAUCAAUGGAGGUGUGGCAGGGCUUGUUGGGGUCACGUGUGUGUUCCCCAUCGACUUGGCCAAGACUCGGCUGCAGAACCAGCAUGGAAAAGACAUCUACAAAGGAAUGAUAGACUGCCUGAUGAAAACUGCCAGGGCGGAUGGCUUCUUGGGGAUGUACCGAGGAGCUGCAGUGAACUUAACCUUGGUCACUCCAGAGAAGGCCAUCAAGCUGGCUGCCAAUGACUUCUUCCGGCAGCUGCUAAUGGAGGAUGGGAUGCAGCGGAAUCUGAAGAUGGAGAUGCUAGCUGGAUGCGGAGCUGGAAUAUGCCAGGUGGUGGUUACCUGUCCCAUGGAAAUGCUCAAGAUUCAGCUGCAGGAUGCUGGGCGCUUGGCAGCUCAUCGUCAGGGCUCAGCCUCAGCACCUUCCUCCUCCAGAUCCUACAGUACCGGUUCGGCUUCCACCCACAAGCGCCCGUCCGCCACCCUUAUCGCCUGGGAGCUACUCCGCACCCAGGGCCUGGCUGGUCUCUACAAGGGUCUGGGUGCCACUCUCCUCAGAGACAUCCCCUUCUCCAUCAUCUACUUUCCACUGUUCGCCAACCUUAACAACCUUGGGUUCAACGAGAGCACGGGGAAGGCUUCCUUUGCGCAUUCCUUCGUGUCAGGCUGUGUUGCAGGUUCUGUAGCCGCCGUCACAGUAACACCUCUGGACGUUUUGAAAACGCGAAUCCAAACCCUCAGAAAAGGCCUGGGCGAGGACAGCUACAACGGGAUCACUGACUGCGCCAGGAAACUCUGGAUUCAGGAGGGACCAUCUGCCCUCAUGAAGGGAGCAGGCUGCCGGGCCCUUGUCAUAGCCCCUCUCUUUGGGAUUGCCCAAGGGGUCUACUUCAUUGGUAUUGGGGAGCGGAUCUUAAAGUGUUUUGAGUAGAGAUAGCUGGAGCCCAAGUCCCCUGCCAUCUCUCUAGCCAUUUCAACUUCAGUUAGAUGGGGAUGAGCAAGAUGGCCCAUCCAGGUUGUAUUUUGUCCUCUUAACUUGUAGUGCUACCUCAAUCUCUGAAGAAACACUCUUAUUCUAAUAAGCAAGUUGGGUAAGGUCCCUUUCUCCCUUCACAUCUGCCUUCUUUUCUUUGGGGCUACAACUACCAGCGAGCUCCAGCAGCCCCUAACCACCUACUUUUCAACAAGACAAACAGGACUCGUGUGGGUUGGAUUAACUGCAGACCCUUAACACAUAAUAAAGAUAGGAGGUUCCUUACUACAUUUUCCUUUUCUACUUCACACUCAAACUCCAUACACUUGAGUCAGUUUGAGGAUUUAGUGUUAAUUCUGAAUUAAAUAACUUAUGGUUAGUUCUAGCACUGAUUUUGGGCAAGGGGAGGAUCAGAAGUUCAAGGGGACCAUGAAAGCCCUCAAAGUCAGCACAGAGUUGGAAACCAAGCAGAUCUUUUCAAAUAGUGAUGGCUGCAGGAUUAGGCUGACUAACCAAGCCACAGGGGCCAAGGCAGGACAGCUGCCCCACCCUCACCCGCACCCUGGCAGGUCCUCCCUCCAGGGCACAGCUCUCCCAUCCUGUCCAUGGAACAUGGUUUUAAAUAAAAUGGAUUCAGAUCUCAA
Molecule: messenger RNA, 2256 nt
Organism: Neogale vison (American mink)
Lineage: Eukaryota; Metazoa; Chordata; Mammalia; Carnivora; Mustelidae
Gene: SLC25A18
Product: solute carrier family 25 member 18
Exons: 12
Coding region: 590-1570 (326 amino acids)
Biological process (GO): L-glutamate transmembrane transport; aspartate transmembrane transport; malate-aspartate shuttle
Molecular function (GO): L-aspartate transmembrane transporter activity; L-glutamate transmembrane transporter activity
Source: RefSeq, a predicted model, not a curated record